GCCCCGCAGGCACCCAGCUCCCGGGCCAGUGGGGCGCGAAGUUGCAACCCAGGUACCUCAAGCCCUUGACCUGGAAUUGAACCCGCGACCUUAUUCCGUGCGCAGGCCGGCGCUCUAACCACUGAGCCACACCGGCCACGCUCUCACCACUGUCCCUGCAGCCGGGAACCACCCGGGGGACCCUCAGAGCCGGAAGGAAAUGAGUUGCCCGGAGGGGCACCCCAGCCCCGGGCUCCUGGACCAGUACUCCCAGGGGUUCAUGGUUUCGCAGGUUCUCUUUGCCGCGUGCGAGCUGGGAGUGUUUGACGUCCUCGCCGAGGCCCCGGGGCCGCUGGGCUCGGAAGCAGUGGCUGCACAUCUGGGGACCAGCUCCCGGGGGACAGAGCUGCUGUUGGACACCUGUGUGUCCCUCAACCUCCUUCAGGUGGAAAUGAGGGGAGGAAAAGCUUUGUAUGACAACACACAGCUCUCCAGCACCUACCUGCUGAGGUCCAGCCCCAGCUCCCAGUACCACAUGAUGCUCUACUUGGCCCGGACUACCUACCUGUGCUGGGCGCACCUGGCCCAGGCGGUGAGAGAAGGGAAGAACCAGUAUCUGAAGGCCUUCGGGGUUCCCUCAGAGGAGCUCUUUACCGCCAUCUACAGGUCCGAGGGGGAGCGGCUGCUGUUCAUGCGAGCCCUGCAGGACGUCUGGAGUGUCCAGGGGAGCGGUGUGCUGGCUGCCUUUGACCUGUCACCAUUCCCUCUCGUCUGUGACCUCGGGGGCUGCUCUGGGGCUCUGGCCAAGGAGUGUGUCUCUCUGUACCCGGGGUGCCGGGUCACCGUAUUCGACAUCCCAUCGGUGGUGCGGGCGGCCAAGGAUCACUUCCUGUCCCCCGAGGAAGGACGCAUCGGCUUCCACGAAGGCGGUGGGGUCCUGGUCGUCGAGAGCCUCCUGGACACCGACGGGCGGGGACCUCUGACCACCCAGCUGUACUCGCUGAACAUGCUGGUGCAGACGGAGGGCCGGGAGCGGACCCCCGCCCAGUACCGGGCUCUCCUGGCUGCCGCCGGCUUCGGGGACGUGCAGUGCAAGAGGACCCCGGGCACGUACGGCGCCAUCCUGGCCAGGAAGUAGCGCCCCCUACGGGUGUGCUGCUGCUAUUGACACGCAAAAGUAGUCACCGGCCUGUCUCAGGGGUUGGUUGAGCGUUGACCUAGGAACCAGGAGGUCACGGGUUCGAUUCCCGGUCAAGGGCACA
Messenger RNA from Myotis brandtii (Brandt's bat), 1241 nucleotides. It is a transcript of the gene ASMT, whose product is annotated as acetylserotonin O-methyltransferase. The coding region runs from base 200 to 1117 and encodes 305 amino acids. Gene Ontology annotation, biological process: melatonin biosynthetic process; methylation. The transcript has 7 exons. The record is from RefSeq and is a predicted model, not a curated record. Gene Ontology annotation, molecular function: acetylserotonin O-methyltransferase activity. Lineage: Eukaryota; Metazoa; Chordata; Mammalia; Chiroptera; Vespertilionidae.